This is a messenger RNA of Fusarium oxysporum Fo47, 859 nucleotides long. Its product is annotated as chromo domain-containing protein. NCBI's taxonomy places the organism in Eukaryota, Fungi, Ascomycota, Sordariomycetes, Hypocreales, Nectriaceae. Gene Ontology annotation, molecular function: chromatin binding. The transcript has a single exon. Gene Ontology annotation, biological process: negative regulation of transcription by RNA polymerase II; chromatin organization. Bases 167 to 796 code for a protein of 209 amino acids. The record is from RefSeq and is a predicted model, not a curated record. Gene Ontology annotation, cellular component: pericentric heterochromatin.
CUGCAGUAACGCAAUAGUGAAACCACUUCAACAAAGCUCAACGCGCUGAAUCACCUGAAUAUCAAUUGCGACUGGCAGCGUUUUUGUUUCAUUGCCUCUGUUUUGCGCGAUACGGUGUUUUUGACCUUAUUUGGACUUGUCACAUACGCCGACUGACCAGAUCCCUAUGACUUUUUUGGCUUUACAUUUGAGAACUCGAGACAGUAUGGCUGUUGCUACACGUUCCAAGCAUCAUGGUGCGACUCAUCCCCAGGAGCCAGUUGAGAGUAAAGCUUCUCCAAUCGCCGGCAAAGUGCAGUCGCCGCCUAAGGGAGGCGCGACUCAGAAGAUCGAUCCCGACUUUGAAAAAGACGUUGCGAUUGACGAAUUCAUUGGCCAUCGUAUUGACACCGAAAACUCCACCGUAGACAUCCAAGUCAAGUGGCAAGACGGGGAAACCACCUGGGAGUCAGAGUGGAGUCUUCAAGAAAAGGUGCCUGUGCUUGUCUUCAAGUACUGGGAAAAGCUGGACGGUCGCAAGGCUGCCACCAACCUUGAUACCUAUCACGUCUUCAAGAUCCUAAAGCGAGCCCCACCCUCCGACAAGUCCGGAAACUCCCAACACAUGUAUCAGGUACAGUGGGUUGGUUACCGUCCAGCCGAAUCGACUUGGGAGCACGAGUCCAAACUGCGCACGAUUACGCCCGAUAUGCUGGAGAAGUUUGAGACUAAGCAGUUGGCUAAGGGUGCUUCAGAGAAGCGCAAGAGCAUGCGUGGGCCUGGACGACCUCGAAAGAAGCCACGAGUGAAGGACUAGAUGGUGAUAGAUGGCGUGCGUAUAUGUAGAUAACGCAAGCAUAGGAGAUGAACAACCAUCGAU